This is a messenger RNA of Gossypium raimondii (Peruvian cotton), 887 nucleotides long. RefSeq names its product auxin-responsive protein IAA20. Gene Ontology annotation, cellular component: nucleus. Gene Ontology annotation, molecular function: protein binding. Lineage: Eukaryota; Viridiplantae; Streptophyta; Magnoliopsida; Malvales; Malvaceae. Gene Ontology annotation, biological process: regulation of DNA-templated transcription. The record is from RefSeq and is a predicted model, not a curated record. The coding region runs from base 141 to 572 and encodes 143 amino acids. The transcript has 3 exons.
CCUUCGAUUCUCCAACAAAAAUUUAGUACUCUGUGUAUUUUCUUUUUCCCAAUAUUAUUUAAUAUUUCAUUUCUGGUCAUUUUUAUUUAAACCCAAUGUGGCGGCUCAUUUGUCAUCACUCUUGAAUUCGGUCACAGAAAAUGGGUCGACCAACCAGUUCUUCAUCUUCCAUCGACAGCCCCAACCACUUUGCUUUCUCAAGCACUGCUUCCUCCCAAAGGGACCUUACCACCGAUCUUCGCCUUGGCCUUAGCAUUUCAAUCGCUCCUCCUUAUGUCAGGGAGCAGUGGCCACCGAUGAAGGCGGCGGUUGCAGAAGAAGAGCACGAGUGCAACAGCUCAACAUUUUAUGUGAAGGUUUACAUGGAAGGGAUUCCUAUAGGGAGAAAACUAGACCUGUUGGCACACGAGAGUUACUAUGAUCUGAUAAGGACUCUGGAACACAUGUUCCACACAAACAUCAUCUGGGCAGAAGCAGAGAUGGAUAGAGAUCAUUAUGAGAAAUAUCAUGUGUUAACGUAUGAAGACAAGGAAGGGGAUUGGAUGAUGGUUGGUGAUGUUCCUUGGGAGUAAGUUAACACAUCAAUUUAUUACAUUAAAAUUCAAAAUUUUCCCCAUAUAGCACCACAGCUGAAUUUGAUAUAUAUAUAUAUAUUUUUUUUUUGCAUGUUUGGAACAGGAUGUUCUUGUCAGCUGUAAGGAGAUUGAAGAUCAGCAAGUGCUGAAAUUUUGAUACAAAUUUUUUUCUAGACAAGUGUUGUUGUUUAAGAAAAAGAAUAGGUAGUCAGAAAAUACAGGGUGGGAUGGGUUUAGGAUUUUGAAUGUAUAUUCUCCAAUAUUGAAAUGAGAAGAGUAACAAGAAGCAUCAGUUUUGUCUUUUGGGCUCAA